Molecule: messenger RNA, 2166 nt
Organism: Orbicella faveolata
Lineage: Eukaryota; Metazoa; Cnidaria; Anthozoa; Scleractinia; Merulinidae
Molecular function (GO): calcium ion binding
Source: RefSeq, a predicted model, not a curated record
UCCGAAUGAAAGCUCCACACUUCGGCUUGGACAGCGACAGCAGGGACUGCUUCUGCCAUCUUUGAAGUGAAGCUAUCAACAAUUUCAACCGUGCACGCAAGGAGGUUCAGACGUCUGAUCAUAGCAAAAUGGGUGAAGAGAAAAAGCAUAUUCAGCAACAAGUAAAGCGAAUGCACGACGAAAUUCAGCAUGCUAGUGAACAGAAAAAGAACCUCAAACACAACGAGCUGUUCAUUCUGGACAAUUCCCUGCGUGAGAGCACGGUCGGUCAGCUGCGAGGACACACCAUCGAGAACAAAUGGAAAAUUUACGAGCAGAUUAAAAAGGUUGGUUUCAAGCACAUCAUUGUGGCCUCUUUUUCCCACAUGACUCGCUUGGGUGACACGUUCAUCAAGCAGCUCCAUGAGAAGGGAGAAGACUUCACCAACCUUUAUGCCUUCUCAGAGUUUCUGGAAUCCAUCGAUAAAGAUAGGGUGCCAGAUACCAAGACCGUUCCAAUUGGUAUGAAAAAAAUGAAAGAGCUGGGCAUAAAGAAUGCGAUCAUCGAGAUGGAUCUGGUUUACAGGGGGAUCGACUACAAGAAGUUCAAAGUUGAAGCUAUCAACGAUCUUCUGCGAGAGAGGCUGAGGUGGAUCCGUAAAAACCUCGCCAAGGAUGCCAAAGUGUUUAUCAACCUGCGUGACCUUCCUGAUGGUAUGGUGAAGAAACCAAAGCGCAUCUUUAAGGUGAUAAGGUUCUUAUCUUCUCUGCCAAAAGAUGAACGACCCUUUGGCCUGGUGACGGAAGAGUCUGGCAAGUACCUCCCAGAACAGCUUGGUGUGUGGAUGAAAGCCAUCCGAAGAGAGAUGGACGCUUGUGGUUUCCAGGACGGACACUUGCUGAUCCAUGUCCACAACCAGUGGGGAUUGCAAGACAGCACUCAGUUGGAAUGUCUCGCCAACGGCGCAAAUGGCAUCUGGGCAAGUCUGAUUAUACAAGGAGCCUCCAUGGGCCACUCCUGUUCCACCGUCAUGCUGCUGAAUCUGAUACGCCUUGGAAACAAGAAGGUUCUUAAGCAGUACAACUGCACAGCCCUCCGAGAAGCUGCGCAAGAAGUCUGCAGGAUCACCACUGGGCAUGAACCUUGGCCCUUGCAGGUUGUGUAUGGCGAGCGAGCUCUGGACAUGGUGUUCGGCAUGCCUAACUUCACACCAGACAAGAAAGAGUUUGACAUGGCCACUUUCUUUGGUGAACGACACGUCAUGCGAAUGACUACCCUUGCAUCGCCAAAGAUGAUUGUCGACAGGCUGACAUUCCUUUUUGGUAAAGAUCGUCAAUUUACUGAAGAGAGAGGCCAACGAAUGCUGGAGGUGAUGUUGGAAGAUCUCCACAAGAACAGGAAGGAAGAGUACAUGAGCGCCGUGGGUAUCGCCUUGCUGUUCGACCGAUCCGGUGGCAGUCUGACCGAGAAGAUGAGUGACGCCAUUGCUGCAGAAGAACCGAAGAGGGUUCACGCUCAGCAGCUGAUUGACGAGAUCCGCGCAAUGUGGGAUGAGUGGGAUCUGCGAGAUGGUAAGAGAGACGACAAGCUGGAGUUUGAUGCUUUCUACAAUGGCUUUUUGGCACCGUACUUUGGAUGCUACAGGUGCGACGAGACCAAGUUGGCCUUGAAAGCCAUCGACAUGGAUGAAGAUGGAUCCGUGGAUUGGAACGAAUUCUGCUUGUACCUGAAAUGGGCCAUCCGUCAGUACCCUGAGACCCCGACCGCUGAAGAGUUGCUGUCCAUUGCUUUCCGUAAAGGCCUCAUCCCAGCCAUGCAAGACGAGGUUCUCAAGCAAGCAUAAGAGACUGUCUAACCGAGUCUUUCUUUCAUAUCUGAGUAACGUUAUGUAGUGGUUGAGCAAACUAUCGGACCGACGGUUUAGCAUUUUUGAGCAAUUUCGUCACUGUCUCUGUUGCCCAGUGACAUUCGAGUGAUUAGGAGUUAAUUAGUGAAUUACGAUAAUCAAGUAUUUUGCAACUGAGGAACGCGUUGUUUCUAAAACCGCGGACCAACUUUUUGAUUGAGAUGAAUAUUUUUGUGAUGUAGUCAUUUUUGUGCCAAAGCACACAAUGUAGUUCCGUGGUGCUAUGUAAUGAUGUAAUGGUGCUAGAAAAUUAAAAUUUUGCGCGGUGAACAGCAAGAAA